GCAUUUGUUUUAAAUAUUCAAUAUGGCUGACGGGGGAGUAGUGAAUCAGAGUGCAGGACCAGACUCUUUUAACAAUCUUUCUGCAUCAAAUAGUAGCACAAUGGAGAAUGGGGAAGUAGCCAAAGAUGUCCAAACAAAUGGACUGGAAUCUCAGAAGCAAGCGAUGCAGAUGACAACCAGCCUAACUAAUGCACAGUCACAGGCUCUGCUUCAGCAGUUGACCAUGGCACCCAUGCAGCAGCAGCUGUUCCUCCAGCAGGCCCUGGCAGCGGCCGUGCAGCAGCACUCAGCCUCCCAGCAGAACGGCACCACAGGAGCAGCCAUCUCUGCCUCGGCAGCCACCCCUAUUACCCAGCUGCCCCUGUCCCAGCCCCUGCAUUUCGCUCCACAGCUGCAGCAGCAGGGUCUACAGCAGUUUGUAUUGGUGCAGCCAGGCCACCCUAUAACUACUCAGCUACAGCCCACCCAGUACAUCAUCUCCCAGAACGCACAGGGUCAAGCCAGUUUCCUCCAAGCCCAGAACCUUGUCACCCAGCUACCUCAGAGCCAAGCCAACCUCCUGCCCAACAAUACAAACAUCACCCUCACCACACAGCCUUCCACGCCCACACGGACCAUCGCUGCCACGCCCCCAACCAGGACUCUAGCCGCCACCCCCUCCCAGAUGCAGGGUCCAGUCUGCAAGCGCGAGGAAACGACCUACAUGGAUGAUGUCAACGAGCUGGAAGAGCUGGAGCUGUUUGCCAAGGCCUUCAAACAGAGGAGGAUCAAACUGGGCUUCACUCAGGGUGACGUGGGUCUGGCCAUGGGGAAGCUGUAUGGGAAUGACUUCAGCCAGACCACCAUCUCUCGCUUUGAGGCCCUCAACCUGAGCUUCAAGAACAUGUGCAAGCUCAAGCCACUGCUGGAGAAGUGGCUGAACGAUGCAGAGCACGUGAAUACCGAGACCAGCUCCAGCCCCCUGAACUCCCAGUCCUCCCCCAGCCUCGCCCUGGAGCUGCUCAACCGCCGACGCAAGAAGAGAACCAGCAUCGACACCAACAUCCGCAUUGCCCUGGAGAAGAGCUUCAUGGAGCAGAACCAGAAGCCCAGCUCCGAGGAGGUCACCCAGAUCGCGGACCAGCUCAACAUGGAGAAGGAAGUGGUCCGCGUCUGGUUCUGCAACCGCAGACAGAAGGAGAAAAGGAUCAAUCCCCCCAGCAGCAGCGCUAACAAGGCCCUCUACUCCUCCACCAAAACCAUGGUGAGCAGCAACGGCAGCCUGGUCACCAACGUAGCUCAGACCACUGUGGCUAACUCCACCAGCCCCAGACUCACAGGCCCUGGGAUGAUGGGCGGAGCCACCUCUGUCCUGACACCAGUCAUUUCCAGUGCCUCUUCCACCGGGGCCAUCACCCCUGUCUCCACGAUGGCAAUGUCACAGCCGGCCGUUGUCAUGACCACGCAGGCACCCUCCAUGGCUGCAGGUUUCCAGGGCAACGGCGGUCUGGCUGCAAUGGCAGCGGUAGCAGCUGGGAUAAUGCCGCCAUCUCAGUUUACCACAGGUGGGGCCUUCCUGAACCUGUCCAAUGGAGGACUAGGUUCAGCACUGGCCACCAUCCAAGGUUUGUGGAGUGCUCUGGCAUCUAACGGAGCCCUCCCUGCCAUCACGUCCAUGGACGGGAAUGGGAACUUGCUAUUUGCCAAUACCAGUGCUGGCUCCACCCCCAACCUGAUGACCACACCCCUGUUCCUCAACCCCCAGAGCCUUUCCCUUUUUGCUGGCAGCCCUGUCAGUAUGAUGCCCACAGGGGGAGGCGGAGCCCUGAACCUGCAGGUCUCGGCCAAUGGGACUAUCAGCACCGUAACAGCACCUGUCAACACCAUCACUACCGCCUCCAAGGCCCAAUGAACUCAUGGCCACGGCCCCUCCCACCUACUUACUGAUUUUUUUUUUGUUCUUUAUUAUUUUGCUAUUACCAAAAAGUCAUGUUGUGGGGGGGAAAAGUUUAUUGGAAAUUAUUUGUUAUCUUCUUUGUUUCUGACA
Messenger RNA from Hypomesus transpacificus, 2026 nucleotides. Its product is annotated as POU domain, class 2, transcription factor 1-like. Gene Ontology annotation, molecular function: DNA-binding transcription factor activity, RNA polymerase II-specific; RNA polymerase II cis-regulatory region sequence-specific DNA binding. Gene Ontology annotation, biological process: regulation of transcription by RNA polymerase II. The coding region runs from base 23 to 1891 and encodes 622 amino acids. The transcript has 14 exons. The record is from RefSeq and is a predicted model, not a curated record. NCBI's taxonomy places the organism in Eukaryota, Metazoa, Chordata, Actinopteri, Osmeriformes, Osmeridae.